CCCUCCCUCUCUUUGCUGUCACAAGGCCUUUGCACCUCAGCCUGUGACAGCCACUUGGGCCCGGGCAAGGCUGUUCCGAGCCAGCAGGACUCGCGGACAGGGGACCGUUCGUGGCUCGAGGCAGCACCUGGCUGGCUGCAAGACCAUGGCGCUGCUCAUGGAGCCUCCUGGAGCCUGGCUGGCCCUGGCCCUGGCCCUGGCGCUCGGCUCCAGCGCCCGGGUGGCGGCCCGGCCGCAGGACUGCACGGGCGUGGAGUGUCCCCCGCUGGAGAACUGCAUCGAGGAGGCGCUGGAGCCCGGAGCCUGCUGUGCCACGUGCGUGCAGCAGGGCUGUGCCUGUGAGGGCUACCAGUACUACGACUGCCUGCAGGGCGGCUUCGUGCGCGGCCGCGUGCCCGCCGGCCAGUCCUACUUUGUGGACUUCGGCAGCACCGAGUGCUCCUGCCCGCCGGGCGGCGGCAAGAUCAGCUGCCAGUUCAUGCUGUGCCCCGAGCUGCCCCCUAACUGCAUCGAGGCCGUGGUGGUGGCCGACAGCUGUCCGCAGUGCGGCCAGGUGGGCUGUGUCCACACUGGCCGCAAGUACCCCGCCGGCCACACCGUCCACCUGCCGCCCUGCCAGGCCUGCCACUGCCCGGAUGCGGGUGGCGAGCUCAUCUGUUACCAGCUUCCGGGGUGUGAUGGGGACCUCGAGACCGUGCCGGCUGCCGCCGCUGGGAACUUCUCAGACACUGAGGAGGGGGACCCCGAGCGACACUAUGAAGACCCCUACAGUUAUGACCAGGAGGUGGCUGAGGCAGAGGUGGCAGCCGCCCUGGCAGGGGAGCUCCAGGCAGGGGCAGGGGGCCCGGCUGCCCUAGGAGGUGGGAGCCACGCACCUUCUGCCAUCCAAGCCACUCCCUGGCUGGCCACGCUCCCCAGGCCCACGGCAGCUGCUGCCCUGGGUCCCCCAGCCCCUGUGCAGGCCAAAGCCAGGAGAGUGACAGAGGACAGCCCGGAGGAAGGGGCGGAGGACAGGAGCGAAAUGACAGUCACGCUGCAGACGGUAGCUGAUCACAGGGGCCUGGACACAGUACCCACCGCCGGGCUAGGGGGGCCUGGUCUCCCCGCGCGAGAGGAGGAGGCAGAGGCCAGGGAAGGGCCGGAGGAGAAUCUCAUCCCCGAUGCCCAGGCCACCCCCCGAAGCGCGAGGCAGGGGGGAGCGGCGCCCAGUGUCCUCCCGUCACAGGCCCCGCCGAGCCCACCUGCGGACCCAACGAAGCCCAGCACCCACACCAGCCUGGCCACACCUCCCCGUGAGGCAUCCCGGGCCCCACCCACCCAGGAAGUACCCAAGCAGCUGCCUGAUCUGUCCCGCUUUGAACCAGAGGAUGACACAGACCCCAACUCUGUCCACUCUGUCCCCAGAGGUGACCCUGAAGUGUCCACGAAGGACCUGAUUGAGACGUGCUGUGCAGCUGGACAGCAGUGGGCCAUCGACAACGACGAGUGUCUGGAAAUCCCCGAGAGUGGCACCGAGGGCGACGUGUGCAGGACGGCGCAGAAGCACUGCUGCGCAUCCUACCUGAAGGAGAAGAGCUGUGUGGCCGGCGUCAUGGGGGCCAAGGAGGGCGAGGCCUGCGGGGCGGAGGACAAGGACACCUGCAGCGUCUCCCUGUACAAGCAAUGCUGUGACUGCUGUGGCCUGGGGCUCCGCGUGCGGGCCGAGGGCCAGGUGUGCGAGUCCAACCCCAACCUGGGCUACCCCUGCAACCACGUCAUGCUCUCCUGCUGUGAGGACGAAGACCCCCUCAUGGUGCCCGAGGUGCGCCAGGCCCCCGAGCCCAGGGCCAUGCCACGGAGAGUUUCAGAGGCAGACGUGGUGAGCCGGGAGGCCCUGUCUCUGGGCACAGAGACCGAGCUGCCCAACAGCCUGCCUGGCGAUGACCAGGACGAGUGCCUGCUCCUCCCGGGAGAGCUGUGCCAGCAUCUCUGCAUCAACACCGUGGGCUCCUACCACUGUGCCUGCUUUCCCGGCUUCUCGCUGCAGGGCGACGGGCGUACCUGCCGCCCAGAUGACAACCCGGCACCGCCCAAGGCCGCGGAGGAGUCCGCACGGAGACCCGAGUCUGCUCAGGUGGUCCCCAACACCAUCCCGCUGCCACUGCCCCAGCCCAACACCUGCAAAGAAAACGGGCCCUGCAAGCAGGUGUGCAGCAUCGUCGGGGACACGGCCAUGUGUUCCUGCUUCCCGGGCUACGCCAUCAUGGCGGACGGCGUGUCCUGUGAAGACCGAGACGAGUGCCUGAUGGGCACUCACGAUUGUAGCCGGCGACAGUUCUGUGUGAACACCCUGGGAUCCUUCUACUGUGUCAACCACACAGUGCUCUGUGCCGAGGGCUUUAUCCUCAACAGGCACAGGAAGUGCGUGGACAUCAACGAGUGCGUCACGGCGCUGCACACGUGCAGCCGCGGCGAGCACUGCGAGAACACCGUGGGCUCCUUCCUCUGCCUCAAGGCGCUCACCUGCGAGACCGGCUUCGAGCUCAAGGAUGGCGAGUGCGCAGACGUGGACGAGUGUGAGCUGGGCACGCACAACUGCCAGGCGGGCUUCGAGUGCCAGAACACCCAGGGCUCCUUCUACUGCCAGGCCCGGCAGCGCUGCAUGGCAGGCUUCCUGCAGGACCCCGAGGGCAACUGCGUGGACAUCAACGAGUGCACGUCACUGACCGACCCGUGCCGGCCCGGCUUCAGCUGCGUCAACACGGUGGGCUCCUACACGUGCCAGAGAAACCCGCUGCUCUGUGCGCGAGGCUACCACGCCAGCCAGGAUGGCGACAAGUGUGUGGAUGUGAACGAGUGUGAGACGGGUGUGCACCAGUGUGGGGAGGACCAGGUGUGCCACAACCUCCCCGGCUCCUACCGCUGUGACUGCAAACCCGGCUUCCAGCGAGAUGCCUUCGGCCGGGGCUGCAUCGACGUGAACGAGUGCUGGACCAUGUCCGGCCGCCUGUGCCAGCACACCUGUGAGAACCUGCGGGGCUCCUACCGCUGUUCCUGCGCCGCGGGCUUCCGGCUGGCCGCCGACGGCAAGCACUGCGAAGAUGUGAACGAGUGUGAGGCCCAGCGCUGCAGCCAGGAGUGUGCUAACAUCUACGGCUCCUACCAGUGCUACUGCCGCCAGGGCUACCAGCUGGCCGAGGACGGGCACACCUGCACAGACAUCGACGAGUGUGCGCAGGGCGCCAGCAUCCUCUGCACCUUCCGCUGCCUCAACAUACCAGGGAGCUACCAGUGUGCGUGCCCGGAGCAGGGCUACACCAUGAUGGCCAACGGGAGGUCCUGCAAGGAUCUGGACGAGUGUGCCCUGGGCACCCACAACUGCUCCGAGGCCGAGACCUGCCACAACAUCCAGGGCAGCUUCCGCUGCCUGCGCUUCGACUGUCCCCCGAACUACACGCGAGUCUCCGAAACGAAGUGCGAGCGCACCUCGUGCACCGACUUCGCCGAGUGCCAGGGCUCGCCCGCCCGCAUCACCUACUACCAGCUCAACUUCCAGACCGGCCUGCUGGUGCCCGCGCAGAUCUUCCGCAUCAGCCCGGUGCCCGUCUUCGCGGGGGACACCAUCGCCCUGACCAUCACCAAGGGCAACGAGGAGGGCUUCUUCGGCACCCGCCGGCUCAACGCCUACACGGGGGUGGUGCACCUGCAGCGGGCCGUGCUCCACCCUCGGGACUUCGCCCUGGACGUGGAGAUGAAGCUCUGGCGGCAGGGCUCGGUCACCACCUUCCUGGCCAAGAUGCACAUCUUCUUCACCACCUACGCCCUGUGAGCCGGCCUGCUGGGCUGCCGCCUUUGUCCUGACGCCGCCCCGCACGUCUCUGGCCGUUCACCCUGCCAGGGUGGGGCUGGCUGUGGGGCUGGUUGUGUGCUGUAAAUUAACUUAAUUUUGCUGACCGGCCCCCCUCGGGUUCCCGGGCCUCUCCUGUGCGGCUGCCUGGGCCCGAGAGGGCACAGCGGCUGGAGGACGCCGUGCGCAGGAGCUCAGGGCAGCUCCUGGUCACCUUGGGUCGCUGCGGCGGAGUGGUGGCCCUGAGGGCCGGUGGGGGACCGAAGACUGGAAACAGGGACCACGCUGGGGCUUCUGAACUCAGCUGCGUGACCUGUCUGUCUCCAAGCUUGAUAUUCCAUGUUAUGUUUCACUGUGAUUAGUUCUUUACUUAAAAAAAAAAGCAUUGUGUUUUUGUUUAAUUACAAAAGUAGUCCAUGUACGUACCUUGCAAGAAAAUAUUCAUUAGUACAUAAGCGUUAUAAAGUAAAAAAAAAAAAAAAGGAG
Molecule: messenger RNA, 4312 nt
Organism: Condylura cristata (star-nosed mole)
Lineage: Eukaryota; Metazoa; Chordata; Mammalia; Eulipotyphla; Talpidae
Gene: FBLN2
Product: fibulin 2
Exons: 18
Coding region: 146-3808 (1220 amino acids)
Cellular component (GO): extracellular region
Molecular function (GO): calcium ion binding
Source: RefSeq, a predicted model, not a curated record